UAUGCUUUUAUUUACUUAGAGGAAUCAAUGUAGUCAUAUCAAGAGACCGAUACGCAAGUGUGUUGAAAAAUGAACCAAUAUAUUACUUUGUGCACGUUAAUAAUCGCCGUAAUAUUUGAAGUUGUACAGUCUAUUCGGGAACUGCCAUACAUCUCUCUGGACUCAAAACAAAGCGACGAAGAGCAGUUUGAAUACAAAAUUGUCAUACCACCUGUGCAAACAACAGAGGUUAACAGAUACAUUUGCUAUUCAAAAUCAUUAGAAGAGAUAGGAGAAAGUUAUAUAACAAAGUUGUUAACUGAGCCUGACCCAAUCGUUAAACCACAUCAUGUCGACGCAGGUCUAUGCUUAGAACCACUUCAUGAAGAUGCUUCCUGGGAUUGUCAAAGAGGACUUGCAUGCAAAGGUGAUGCUAUUGAGUUUAGUGUUACAGACAAUUUCCAGUCUGUCGAUAAACCUUUCUACGUUCUUCCAAAAGAUGUAUCAGCAAAGAUUGGUGGAAAUGGAAAGAAAUAUUUCUUAAUAGUUCAAGUGCAUAUCUACGAACCAUUACUAGAACCUGCAUCGCCGGCUAAUAUAACUUUAACAUUCAAGAAAAAACCAACAAAGUAUAAUUACCAGAAAUUCUUACUUGGCAAUGGAGGUUUCGUUCCUGCAAAUAAACCAAACGGCUUCUUUACACAUGUUGGUUGCGAAUGGAAAAGACCUAAAGCGAUUGCCUUUCACUAUUAUGUCCAUACACAUGUCCAUGGUGUUUUCGCCGAGGGAUUUCUUAUUCGAAAUAAUACCUGGAAAUACCUUGGUGGUCAGAAAACUAGAGAAAGACAUCAGGUUUGGUUUGACGUCGUAAACGGACCUGUAGAAAUACAACCUGGUGAUAUUUUAGCUUCUCGUUGUUUGUUUAUCAAUAAUGAAGAAAAAACUAUUGAUCUAAAGACAGAAGAUACGUGUAUAUUCCAGCUGAGUGUUGGAUAUGACAUACAAUACCAAGAGUAUUUUGCACGUCCACCGGGAUGUAUUUCGACAUCACCUGAUUUUACCUUUUGCAGUAACGAAAAAACAGCUGCACUUUGUGAUAGAUAACUGGUUAUUUUCAUUGUUACUGUGAUAUGUGAUUGAAUUCAAAUCAUGUUUAAAAAGUAUAAAAAGCACGUAUUCAGUAAAGCUGCUAUAGGAAUUAAAAGACCUCCAUUGGUUCGCCAAGCUAACAUCACCUUUUAAAAAGUGGACUAAUUGGUUGGACAUCAACCUUUAGCGUCAUAUGUCAUGGGAACAUUUAGAAAAUAGAGGAAUCUCAAUUUUUGCAGCCUAGUUUUGUUUCAUUAUUGAACAAUUAAGCACUGAAACGUAUAUAAAUGCCUUUUUAUUUAAUAAACAUAUUUUGAUCA
Molecule: messenger RNA, 1388 nt
Organism: Mytilus californianus (California mussel)
Lineage: Eukaryota; Metazoa; Mollusca; Bivalvia; Mytilida; Mytilidae
Product: probable peptidylglycine alpha-hydroxylating monooxygenase 1
Exons: 14
Coding region: 70-1083 (337 amino acids)
Cellular component (GO): extracellular region
Molecular function (GO): copper ion binding; oxidoreductase activity, acting on paired donors, with incorporation or reduction of molecular oxygen, reduced ascorbate as one donor, and incorporation of one atom of oxygen
Source: RefSeq, a predicted model, not a curated record